AUGGCGCUGCUUAUCCUGCAAGUGCUAGAAGGGCAGAAGAAGGAGCUUGGGGUGCAGCAUCCAGAUACAUUAACAAGUCUCAAUAACUUAGCGGUAGUGCUUCAGGACCAGGAAAAGUAUGAUGAAGCAGAGGAGCUGCACCGGAAAGCGCUAAAAGGGAGUGAGGAGGAGCUUGGUAUGCAACACCCAGACACGCUACAAAGCGUGAAAAACCUAAUUUUGGUGCUACAGUAUCAAGGGAAGGACGUUGAGGUAGAGAAGCUUAAGCGGAGAUUGCUCGAAGUAACGUAG
Didymosphaeria variabile is the source of this 291-nucleotide messenger RNA. RefSeq lists its product as uncharacterized. The record is from RefSeq and is a predicted model, not a curated record. Gene Ontology annotation, biological process: microtubule-based movement. Gene Ontology annotation, cellular component: cytoplasm; membrane-bounded organelle; kinesin complex. Gene Ontology annotation, molecular function: kinesin binding. The transcript has 2 exons. The coding region runs from base 1 to 291 and encodes 96 amino acids. NCBI's taxonomy places the organism in Eukaryota, Fungi, Ascomycota, Dothideomycetes, Pleosporales, Didymosphaeriaceae.